Messenger RNA from Sporothrix schenckii 1099-18, 1746 nucleotides. Its product is annotated as monooxygenase-like protein. Lineage: Eukaryota; Fungi; Ascomycota; Sordariomycetes; Ophiostomatales; Ophiostomataceae. Gene Ontology annotation, molecular function: NADP binding; N,N-dimethylaniline monooxygenase activity; flavin adenine dinucleotide binding. The record is from RefSeq and is a predicted model, not a curated record. Bases 1 to 1746 code for a protein of 581 amino acids. The transcript has 4 exons.
AUGGCCGACUUUACACUCAAGGAUGCCAACGUCGAGAAUCUGCGGCCGCUCAAGGUCCGCGUCAUCGGCGCCGGCUACUCUGGCAUCGUGGCCGCUAUUCGGAUACCUCAACGGCUGCGCAAUGUUGACCUCGUCGUCUACGAAAAGGAAGAGGGCAUCGGCGGUGUCUGGUGGGUAAACAAGUACCCGGGCAUUGCCUGUGACAUUCCUGCCCACUCGUACCAAUACACAUUCAACCCCAACCCCAACUGGUCCUCCCUCUACGCCCCCGGCAAGGAGAUCCAGGCGUACCUGCAGUCCACGGCCGAGCGCUUCGGCGCCACCCGCUUCAUCAAGACCCAGCACAAGCUCACGAGCGCCGCCUGGGAUGCCGCCACCAAGGAGUGGGUGCUGCAGGUGACCAACCUGGCGACGGGCACCGCCUUUGAGGAGCGCUGCAACAUUCUGAUCACCGCGCGCGGCCAGCUGAGCAACAUCAACUGGCCCGACCUCGACGGCCUCGACACGUUCAAGGGCAAGAUCAUGCACUCGGCCGCCUGGGACACCGACUACGACUUCACCGGCAAGCGCGUCGCCGUCAUUGGCAACGGCUCAUCGAGCAUCCAGAUCGUGCCGAGCCUGCAAAAGGUCGCCGGCACCGACCUCAAGGUGUUUAUGCGCAGCAAGACCUGGAUCUCCUCGCGCUUUGGCGACAAUGCCAUGGUCCAGCUGGGGCUGGAUCCCAACGACCUAACGAAUGCAACGACGGCAGUCCCCCCCGAACGCCGUGCCGAGUGGGCCGCCGACAAGGACGCCUACUUCAAGCUCCGCAAGGCCUUUGAGACGGACGGCAACGCCAUCCACGACUCCACCAUCCUCGGCACCGACAUGCAGAAGCUGUUCCAGGGCCUCUUCCGCAGCGGCAUGCAGGAGCGCCUCAAGGCGCGCCCGGACCUGUUUGACCUCAUUGUGCCCGACUUUGCCCCCGGCUGCCGCCGCCUGACGCCCGGCAAGGGCUAUCUCGAAGCCCUCAUGGCCCCCAACGUCGAGGUCCUGCCCGAGGCCGUCGCCGGCGUCGACGCCACCGGCGUGCGGACCGCCGGGGGCCGCCACCUGGACGUCGACGUCAUUGUCUGCGCCACGGGCUUCAAGGUCUCGGAACCGCCGCCGUUCUCGGUGCGCGGCCGCGACGGCCGCGAGCUGCAGGACCGCUGGGCCGCGCGCCCCGAGUCGUACCUGUCGGUCGCCGUCGACGGCUUCCCCAACUACCUCAUGAUGUUCGGGCCCAACUCCGCCAUCGGCUUCGGCAGCCUCACCAAGAUCUUGGAGGCCGAGUGCGACUACAUUGUCCAGGUCCUGCGCAAGGUCCAGCGCGAGGACUACGCCACCAUCGAGCCCAAAAAACAGCGCGUCGACGACUUCACCCAGUACAUUGGCGCCUACUUUGCCAACACCGUCUACAUGGACAACUGCCGCUCGUGGUACCGCACGCAGGGCGGCACGGGCAACUGGAUCUGCGGCCUGUGGCCCGGGUCGACGGUGCACGCCCUCGAGGCGCUGCGCGCCCCGCGCUGGGAAGACUUUGACUACGAGAGCGUCGACGGCCCCCAGGCCAACGGCAUGCGCUGGCUCGGCAACGGCCGCAGCGUGACGCAGGAGCCCGGCGGCGACCCGUCGUGGUACAUCAACCCCGAGUUUGUCGACACGCCCGUCGAGGGCCGUCCGGAGGACCAGCCCGAGUACAAGGUGCGGCCGUGGCUGUACUGA